AAGCCAGAUCGCUUCAGGUUGGGUCGCAAAGAUGGCGUCUCCUGCUUCUGCCCGGCCUUCGGCGGGGAAGCGAGUGGUUAAUCAGGACGAACUGCGGCGGUUGAUGAAGGAGAAGCAGCGUCUGAGCACCAACCGGAAACGGAUAGAAUCUCCAUUCGCGAAGUACAACCGUUUGGGGCAGCUAAGUUGUGCCCUGUGUAACACGCCGGUUAAGAGCGAGCUCCUGUGGCAGACUCACGUCCUGGGAAAGCAGCACCGGGAGAAAGUGGCUGAGCUGAAAGGCGCGAAGGAAGCCACCCAGGGUCCAUCCACCAGUGCAGUGCCUCAGUCCGCCAAGAGGAAGGGGCCGGACGCAGAGAGCCAAGAUGCCAAAAGAGCGAAGGCCUCUCCGGUGCCUCAGGUACAGCCCUCCUCUUCCGCUUUGGCCACAAACUUUAACAAAGCAGGAAAGGACUCCACUAGAGCGACCCUCAGUAAGGCUUCGGGACUCGGUUUGCUCCCUGAUUAUGAAGAGGAGGAGGAGGAGGAGGAGGAAGCAGGAGGAGGAGAAGAGAAGAGGGGGGAAGCCUGUAAGCAGCAGUCCAACGUGCACUCACUUUCCUCCCCGCGGGAGGCAAGUGGUAGUAGUAGGCUGCCAAGCGAUUUCUCGGAUACAAAUCCUCCCAAGGCCCCUUUAAUUCCUCAUUCAGGGUCAAUUGAGAAAGCAGAAAUACAUGAAAAAGUAGUGGAAAGGAGAGAAAACACCGCGGAAGCGUUACCGGAAGGCUUUUUUGACGACCCUGAGGUAGAUGCGAGGGUACGAAAGGUUGAUGCUCCCAAGGAUCAGAUGGACAAAGAGUGGGACGAAUUUCAAAAAGCCAUGAGACAGGUCAACACUAUUUCCGAAGCCAUAGUUGCUGAAGAGGAUGAGGAGGGACGGUUGGACCGGCAGAUUGGGGAGAUCGACGAGCAGAUAGAGUGUUACCGUCGGGUGGAAAAGCUGCGGAAUCGCCAGGAUGAAAUAAAAAAUAAGCUUAAAGAGGUCCUGACUAUAAAAGAACUUCAGAAAAAGGAAGAGGAGAAUGUUGACAGCGACGAUGAGGGAGAACUACAGGAUUUGUUGUCUCAGGAUUGGAGAGUGAAAGGAGCUUUAUUAUAAGUUUCAAAGACCCGAGAUUUCUACACCCUCUACGACUGUAAAAAGUGCCGUCUCUCAGUGCGAUAUCGUUUACUCCACGCCUAGAAAUUUGGUAACCUAACGGGGUUGUUGAGAUACAACGAGCCUGUGAAGAUAAGGCUUUGGAAAAUUGGUGUAAAAUAUUUUUGAGGUAAAGAUGUUUUUGAAGUAUUAUAUAUACUAAAAUGCUAACUUUUUCACACCCUUACAGAUCUGAAGUUUUGAGUUGUAAAAUCUAUCAGCUGUAAAUAUUGUACAUAGUUAAAUAUAUAUUUGCUUAAGAAUUCUGUUUUGAAAUUUAUAUAGUUCAUAGAAGUCAGACCAACGGACGAGCUUUUAGAUGAAAACCAAGUGUGGCAUGUGGAUGUGUAUGGCUUUUUUCUUUCUAAGUCAGUCUCAAGAGGGUUUGGGUUGGGAGGGUUAUUUUGCUUUUAAGAACACUACUCAUAAACAUGUAAAUCGUUCAGGGCUAAUCAGUUCUCUGAGUUUUCUGUUUCAAGACCGUGCUCCAGGAGAACAUGGUGAAAAAUACAUGCCAAAUAUGACCAACUUCUUAACCCAAAGUUUCUCAUGAUGAAGCCAGUGAUUAUCAGAUGUAGGUGCACAAGAAGAUCUCAUACAAAGCUUUCUAAAAAGUGCACAUGAAUCACCUGUGAAACUAUAAAAAUUUUAUGUGCCCGAUCCCUACCAUUGGAGAGAUUCAGUAAAUCUGGAGUGAGGCUCACACAUCUGUAUUAGUUUUGGAAGCUUCCCAGGUUAUUCUCAUAAGGGCAAAGUUGAAGCACUACUGCCCAAAAUCCAGAUCCCAUUUACAUUUUUUUCAGGCUUUGUUUUUUUCUUUAAAUGACACAUUCCAUAAGUUUUAAGUUCCAAUUGCAUAAAAGAAGUGUUACCUUUUAUUUAUAUUCCAUCUAGUCUUAAAUUUUAUUAUUGCAUAUUGUGAUAAAUUAGGGUUCAGAGUUAACAGGUUCUAUCAGUUGUAGGAAGGAGGUAUGAAGUUGUUUCUCAGCAGUAACAAUUAGCUUGUGCUGGUCAUGGAUAGUUUAAUUCACUGCUUCUCCUUUUGGAGAUAGAGGUAUUCAAAUAGGAAAAGGGAAUUAGCAGGGUCCCAGGGAUAGAAAUGCACACAGCACAUUCAAAUAAAAGUGAGCAUUGAUAAUAGCUAAGUCUUUCUUAAAAUAUUGGCCAGGCAGAGUUCUAAAUGCUUACCUAGUUUUUUUCUAAAGCCCAGGUGUUGAGUCCAGGGAUAAGAUAUGAAAAAUCCUUGAAUGUUGGAUCAAAGAAUUCUUCCUGUAGGCAAUGUGGGUAAAAUUUGAGCAGAGGAUUAUAUCUGCAAAAAAUAUUACGGGAGAUUAUUUUAAUUGCAGUGUACAGAAUGGAAUGAAUAUGGGUAGGGGGAAGGAAGCUGGGAGACUACUUAGAAACUAGAUUUUAAAAGUAAGGCGACUGAGACUUUAAUUAGGUAUAUAUUGAGAGGAAAGUAAUAGAAUUGAAAGAAUUUCUUAAGAAGAGCUAACAUUCUAGUGACUAGAAGUGAAUAAAAACAGAGGUAGAUGGAACUCAGGGGCUUUGGGUUUUUCUAGUGUGGGUGCCUAAAAGAAGUUAUCUAACACUUGUGGAGCACGUCAGUUACCCUGCAGCCUUUGGCAGAAAAUCUUUGCUUUCUUGAGCUGUCCAGAUGAUAAUGUUCAGUUUGAUAAUGUAAAGGGCAUGUCUGCAUCAAAUGUGUGAACCUCCACUGAAGAGUUUUCUAUCAUUUAUGAUUUUAUUAUUUCAGGAUGUGAGAAAGUACAAAUGUAGACUUGAAAGGUGGGCCCAUAAAGGACAGUGCAGGUUUAAAGAGAAAGGUAUUCAGAUGGAAAAACAAAACAUGCUCAGGAGGUAGUGAGCAGCCCAAUUUAACGAGAGCAGAGUGUUUGUUCCUGACAACAGUGGGAGUUACAGUUGAAAAGGUGGUUACAAACCAUUGUAGAGAGCCUUGAAUGCCAUGCUCUAAGGAGUUGGAACCUUCACUAAGUUAACUGAGUAUCCUUGAGGUUGUUGAGUCCUUAAUUGUAACACAGUUAAAGAGCUUAAGGAGUACCAGGCAUAUUAAAAACCCAUUGGCUUUUUAGGAGGACCAAAAGCUUUCAAAAUCUCCCAGUGCUCUGUAUCUCAGAGCAUGAGUGGAUGGGGCCCUCGCCAAAAUCAGAUGAAUCUUUGUUGGACCUGAGAUCGAUGUGGACAGCUUCAGGGGUUGCUGGAUCCUUCCUAAUCCUCCAUACUUAGGAGAUAGCCUUUAUACCUCUUAGAACUGGGUGAAAUAAGUUUUGGUAUUAGAGUAAUACCACCAAGGAUUUCUUCCUGCCAUUUGUUCUCUCUUUAGAGAACUCCCUAAUUCAGCCAACAUUUACAGGCAUACGUCACAGAUAUUGCAGGUUCUGUUCCAGACCACCGCAAUAAAGCAAAUAUCUCAAUAAAGUAAGCCAUGCAAACUUUUUGGUUUUCCAGUGCAUAGGAAAGUUAUGUUUACACUAUACUGUAGUCUGUUAAGUGUGCAAUAGCAUUAUGUUUUGGAAAAAAUGUACGUAGCUUAAUUUUAAAAUUAUUGUUAGCAACUGCUAACUAUAUAACAGUCAUAGUAACAUCAAAGAUCACUAAUCAUAGAUCACCAUAACAUAUAAUAAGGGAAUAGUUUGAAAUAUUGUGAAAAUUUCCAAAAUGUGACACAGAUACAAAGUAAGCAAAUGCUGUUGGAAAAAAUGGCUCCAAUAGACUUGCUCAACACAGGGUUCCCACAAACCUUCAAUUUGUUAAAAAAAAAAACUACAAUAAAAUGAGGUAUGCCUGUGUAUUAGAAUUAUUGUAAAUACUACAAAGGUAGUUUUCUCACCCAUUUCACUUACCUUUUAAGUACAGUUCCCCUCACUUGUAGGAAAAAAAAAUGCUGAUUUCCUAACUAGCCUUUAAAUGUCCAUUUGUCCAGUGCCUUACAAUUUACAAAAUGCCUUCACAUAUAUUUCAUUUAAUGAUGAAAGUAAUGACUACUUUUUAAAUACCAGGGAACAAAAUAAGAUGCUAUGGAAUUAAAAUUGCAGGGGAAAGAGUAUAUAAUUUAGUCCUAAAACCUUUAAUGUAACUCUCACUAGAUAAGUAUGGAGUAGUGGAAAGAACAAGGAAAUUGGCGAGAGAAAACAGAAGUCAGGUUCAAUUCCCACUCUAGUUGUUGAAGUCUGGUGAUCUUGGGCAAGUUGCCUCUGAAACUUAAUUUGUUCUUCUAUAAAAUGAUGAUACCUCACAGGGUGUGGUGAGAGUGUAAUGAUACAUGCAUGUGAAAAGGGUUUAUAAUCUGAAGUUUCUAAAUAAAGUAAUAAAAGUA
Molecule: messenger RNA, 4514 nt
Organism: Vicugna pacos (alpaca)
Lineage: Eukaryota; Metazoa; Chordata; Mammalia; Artiodactyla; Camelidae
Gene: ZNF830
Product: zinc finger protein 830
Biological process (GO): nuclear DNA replication; mitotic DNA damage checkpoint signaling; mitotic DNA replication checkpoint signaling
Cellular component (GO): spliceosomal complex; nucleus
Molecular function (GO): nucleic acid binding; zinc ion binding
Source: RefSeq, a predicted model, not a curated record